CUGAAAGACUUGUGCUGCGGUCAAAUACCUCUUGUGAGUAAACAAAGCUUCACAUCAGUGGCUCAAGAGCGCUUCGAAAAGCGCAAAUUUCACAGAUGACGUCAUCAUCAGUAAAAGAUCAUGCGAUUGGGAGGGAAUUUCCCAAACGCGCAGCAAUAUAUCAGGGUUGUAUCCGUGAAAUUUUCUCAACAGCGUACUGCUACUAAUUAUAAGACCGCUAAAGUCAACGACAAAAUUUCGCCAACAUCUAUUUGCUGUAACAGUCAUUCAACUUUCUUGAGCCACAGAGGGAAGACCGCUGCAGGUUUUACUCACUGUAAGUACAAGAGUAACUUCCGUGGUGGCUAGACUGUUUCACGAAGAAAGUACUCUAACGAUUUUGAAGCGUGGCGAAGUUGACAAAACUCUACCAGGGGUCAUGAACACAAAGAUAUCGAAGAUUCCGAAGACGGAAACUUUUCGCGGUGACGUUCAGAUAAUAAUUCUAGUAAUUACCGCUUGAAAGGGCAUUGUUUUCGGUCGAAGUUGACAAAUGUAUGUUAUAAGCUGUUCAGAAGCGCAUUCUACGCGAAGACUUUGACAUACAAGAAAUAUACGGAAAAUAACAGCACUCAUGGGAAAAACGCCAGUCGCCGCCAUUGUGGAAGAGACUUGUUUUGGACCUUACCACUUUGGCGCCAGAGGCUGGGUACGGGAUAUUAGGUAUAACCGGACCAGGUGGCCGUCGCCAAUGAAAUUGACAAUGAGCAGCUGGUGAAGAGAAAACAGACUGGAAAAUGAAACAACCCAUUUGGAAGAGGCAGUGGUUGUUGCACAUCUCGAUCCCUCUCUAGUCUCCAAGCGCGCGGCCUUUCUGUUGGAAAGAUAAGGACUCAAACCGUACCGAAGAUUCAGGAAAGAACCGCGCGAUCAAGAAAGAUGGCUUCCCAGCAAUUGCAGAUGGUCUAUAGAUCCUUCUUUCCGUUGGGUGGAAUUACAACUGGAUUAGACUUUGAGAGAAAGGGUUCUCAUGAAGUGUGGUUCACUGAGCGAGGAGAAAUAGUGACCCAAUGUUCACAGCAAAACGACAUACAAAUCUUUAACUUGUUUGCAUUGCGACCACGUGAGUACCGAAUGUUAGGGGCUGAUCAGGAAACUGAAAGAGUAAACAUUGACGUGCAAACAACAAGGAACACCCAAGGAAAUGAUAAUCGCCCAGAGUGCUACUUGCUAUCGUCACAUUUACUUCCAGUUCAAGAGAGUCUGUAGAUCCGUCGUAUACUCGAUACUUGCUAAUUAAUAACAUAUAAAUAGACAAGAACCAGAGGACCUUAUAACGUUAUUUAAGCGCUUUUCUACCGAGUGUUUAAAGUAAUUCAGAUUUGCAAUAGUAAGUUUCAAGACUGGUUCUAUACAAACUCACGCCACUAUCUCUUAACCGUCAGAAUGCUGCGUCAGG
Pocillopora verrucosa is the source of this 1438-nucleotide messenger RNA. Lineage: Eukaryota; Metazoa; Cnidaria; Anthozoa; Scleractinia; Pocilloporidae. The record is from RefSeq and is a predicted model, not a curated record.